Molecule: messenger RNA, 1141 nt
Organism: Penaeus vannamei (Pacific white shrimp)
Lineage: Eukaryota; Metazoa; Arthropoda; Malacostraca; Decapoda; Penaeidae
Molecular function (GO): 2-oxoglutarate-dependent dioxygenase activity
Source: RefSeq, a predicted model, not a curated record
CGUGAGAUGUCGCACCGACCGGAAUAAAAGACGAAGACAAGACAAGAAAAAGAAAGAAGACAAGACAACGAAAGAGAGGAAAGAGGAAGGAGAAGAAUUGGCGAGAGAAGACACGGAACAGCUGCGAAUCCGGAGGAAAGUUUCCCAGCAAUGGUCUCUGAAAUUCCCGUCGUUGAUCUGGGACAACUUGGUUCCUCUGACGAGCCCUCGACAGCAGAAUGGGACAGAGUCGGCAGAGAGGUAUGCCAAGCCUUCAGUGGCAUCGGCUUCGUCUACCUGAAGAACCAUGGCCUUCCGAACGAAAUGGUCAAGGAAGUGAACGAAUCUUCGGGGAAAUUCUUUCAACUCGAAGAUAACACGAAAAGGAAAUACGAGAGAGGCGUUGUUGACAUCCAGGGCUACACGGCGAUCGGGAGAGAGAGGCUAAGCGAGGACCGAAGAGCGCAAGAAUUCCGAGAGAGCUACGACGUCAAGCGGCCGGACGGGAUGUUCCCCGAUGAAGAGGUCCCCAACAUGAGACCGAGUGUGGAGACCUUCAUGGCCGCGUGCAAGGGCCUCACCGAAAGGAUUCUGAAGGCGAUGGCCAUUGGUUUAGGCCAGGACCCAGCCUUCUUCGUGUCCAACCACCAGCAGAUGUGUAGCGACAACAACACGACUUGUCUUCGGAUCCUCUACUACCCGAGCCUGCAGGAGAACGUUCCUGAAGGUUCUAUUCGCUGCGCCUCUCACACGGACUACGGGACCUUCGCGUUGCUGUUUCAAGACGACGUCGGUGGGCUUCAGGUGAAGGACACGGCAGGACGGUGGAUCGACGCUGUCCCUGUCCCUGGCGCUGUCCUUGUGAAUGUCGGGGAUAUUUUGCAGUUCUGGACGUCGGGAAAACUCAGGGCUACGGAACACCGCGUCUUGAUUCCUCCUGAAGAAGUCAGACGAAGGAGUCCCCGACGAUCUGUGGUCUUCUUCGUCCAUCCCGACGACCCCGUGCUUAUUACACCUCUGGAUGGGUCUUCCGCCUACCAGCCAAUCACAGCCAAGGACCACACGGACCUCCGCUUCCGCCAGACUUAUGGAUAUUAAGGGGGGUUAAGGGGGUGAUUGUUUGAGGUCGUUGGCUAAGGGGUAGAGUGGAUAUUAAGGGGAU